AUGCCUCACAGCGCCGACGUUGCCGCGACGCGAAGCGGGUCCGUCUACGCGGUGACGGACGGUCGGCCUCGCACCCGCUCCAACUCGCGCCCAGGCCGGAUGCUCGCGAUGCAUCGCACGACCAAGGUUCGCAAGAAGCGAAGUCUUGCAACCACCAACGUCUCGGGCCAGCGGCCUGCACGCACCCGCCAGUCGGUCAAGCUCGAGUCGGUCAAGACGAAGACGGUCAAGACCGAGUCGCGCACGGCGAAGACAAAGGUGAUCAAGGCGGAGACGGUCGGUGGCGUCCGCGGCACCAGCCUGAAGCUCAAGGUCGCUCGAUCGGCUCGACAGUAG
Messenger RNA from Saprolegnia parasitica CBS 223.65, 336 nucleotides. RefSeq lists its product as hypothetical. The transcript has a single exon. The record is from RefSeq and is a predicted model, not a curated record. Bases 1 to 336 code for a protein of 111 amino acids. Lineage: Eukaryota; Oomycota; Saprolegniomycetes; Saprolegniales; Saprolegniaceae.